AUGGAAAGACAAUUAAAUAAGUGUUGGAUGGUUAUUGGUGUUGUUAAUACUAAUAAAUGUUUUAAAUUUGUUGCAAGAAAGUGUGCAAUUGAAAAUGAAAAAGAUGAAGAAUUUAAACUUUUAGCAUUUUCUUGGAAUGAUAAUGAUGUUUUUGGGUGUGGAUUAGUUUAUCCUCCAACUAUAGUUAAUGAAUUUCCUUAUGUUUUCUUCACAAAAAAUGGACAACAAAUUGGAAAAGCUUUAUUGUUAAAGGCUAAUUCUGAUUUUUACCAGCCAUAUGUUGUAUUAGAAUGUUGUUCAGUAGAAGCAAACUUUGGAAAUAAUUUGGAGACAAAGCCUUUUAUUUAUGACAUUUCGAAACAUUUUGUUUGUAAAGAAUUUUAUUGA
This is a messenger RNA of Meloidogyne enterolobii, 387 nucleotides long. Lineage: Eukaryota; Metazoa; Nematoda; Chromadorea; Rhabditida; Meloidogynidae. The record is from the annotation of a GenBank genome assembly.